GGUAGGGAGAGAGAGAGUGAGAGUGAGAGAGAGGAACGAUCUCGGAGCGACAGACAGAGAGAAGAAAAGAUAGAGCGAGAGAGCGAGAGUGAGUGAAUGAGUAAGUGAGAAAUACAUUUAGGCUACUUCCAACUAAGCGUUUCACUAAACGGAUCAAAAAUGACUAGUCAAUUCGAAGAAGAUAUCCACGACCGGGGAGACAGUAAGAGUAAACCGCUCACUCUGCUCUCCUCCUACUGCAUCGACAGUAUUCUGGGCCGACGGAGCCCCUGUAAAGUCAGGCUGAUAGGGGCGCAAAGUUUGACAGCUCUACCCGGGAGACAGGAGGACGACAAGCAGAUCGAAGGCUCAACUAAAGACCACCUAUCAACAGACACAGACAUGCACCUUCCACCAAAGCUGCGCCGACUCUACGGACCAGGCGGGAAGUACCUGGACCACGGACGGGUUUUAGUUCACGACCUCGAUGAGAAAUUGGAUAGGGAAAGGCUUCUGGUGGACCAAUCCUGCGAGAGUCUCAAAAUCAACCAGGCUCCACAGGUGAGCAUUAGCCGGAGCAAGUCAUACCGGGAGAACGCGUCCCUAAGCCGGGGAGAGGGAGGUCAGAGCCCCGCUGGUGUGCCGGAGGAUGGACCCGGGCUGAGACUAGGGCUUAUGAAGUUCGAGGACGCGGGGAAAGAAGAGGAGAGCUGUGGGGAGGCGAUGGGUCUCUCCCCGAAGGACGAGGAGAGGGAGAGCAUCCACGCCGGGGAUGGAGACGUGAGGGACGGCGAGGACAGCGUGUGUCUGUCGGCAGGCAGUGACUCGGACGAAGGGAUGCUAAAACGCAAGCAAAGAAGAUACAGGACGACAUUCACCAGCUAUCAGCUGGAGGAGCUGGAGAAGGCUUUCCGGAAGACACACUACCCCGACGUCUUCACCAGAGAGGAGCUUGCGAUGCGGCUGGAUCUGACCGAGGCGCGCGUGCAAGUGUGGUUUCAGAAUCGUCGUGCCAAGUGGCGUAAGCGUGAGAAGUCAGGUGUCCAGACAUACCCCCCUGGCCACCCUUUCCCCGGGCCCCUGUCUGCCACGCACCCCCUCAGCCACUACCUGGAUGGGGGUCCCUUCUCCACGCACCACCACCCCGCCCUGGAGUCUGCCUGGACCGCCGCGUUUCCUGGUCUAGCUCCUCACCAUAGCAACCACUCGGCCCAGCACCAAGGGACUCCGCUGGGCCUUGGAACAUUCCUGGGUGCAGCUGCCAUGUUCCGUCACCCCACCUUCAUCGGGCCCACCUUCGGCAGGAUCUUCUCCAGUAUGGGCCCUCUGACCAGUGCAUCCACCGUUGCUGCACUCCUCAGCCAGCCUGCCCCGUCCAUCAAGACUCCCUCCAUCCCUCCCCCGGUCCUCUCUGACCCUUCCUCCUCCCCAUCGCCCUCCUCCUCGGCUGCAGCAGACCGCAGAGCAUCCAGUAUUGCAGCUCUAAGGCUGAAGGCUAAAGAGCACUCUGCCCAGAUCACCCAGAUCCACAUCCUGCCCAGCAGAGCUCCUGGGAAGGAGGUGUGCUGAACAGCUGUUAUCCCAACCUUUUCUCUCUCUCCUGGGCUUUUGUCCCUCACCUGUCCCCCUCUUACCUCUCAUACCUCUGGAGUGGUGUGGUGGGUGGAUCCAACCCUUAUCUCUAACCUCUGAUCUUCUAACUUCCCCACCCCUUCCCCAUAAUUCUUAGCCCCAAACAAAAAGCACAACCAAAUUCAAAGAGCACUGGCAAACCGGAGCGCUGUGUGUGUGUGUGUGUGUGUGUGUGUGUGUGUGUGUGUGUGUGUGUGUGUGUGUGUGUGUGUGUGUGUGUGUGUGUGUGUGCGUGCGUACGUUAAUGCGUGUGUGUGUGCAUUCAUGCGUGUGUUUGUGUGUGAGAGAGCAUCAUCAUCAUCAUCACCCCUCCAGGUCUCCUGAUUGAACGUAUUCCUUAGCUAUAGAUCCAUUUCACCAAGACUCCCCCUGACACACAAACACCAACGAACCUCCAUACUGCGUUAACCCCUUCUCUAGCUCAUGCUUCCUGUUUCACUAAGUCAACUCAGGGGGGUCAACUCCAUGACACCUGCUGCUUGGACAUGGACACACACACACACACACACACACCAACGAACCUCCAUACUGCGUUAACCCCUUCUCUAGCUCAUGCUUCCUGUUUCACUAAGUCUACUUUUUUGUGACAAAUUAAAAACUAUGAACUCAGGGGGGUCAACUCCAUGACACCUGCUGCUUGGACAUGGACACACACACACACACACGCACACACGCACACACAUGCUUUCUCGAGUCCAGAGAAAGAGCAAGAACCAGAACUAAAAACAGUUGAUUCAGUAGACCACGUGAACCCAGUGCCAAAGCAGAGUCUGAGGUCUCCAUCCAAGCCAAAGCAACCUGUCCACAGACAUUCCUGUCCUACUCUGCAACCCAACCUGAACCUACUGGCUCAAUCUAACCUGCAUCAAGUUUGUUCUUCUGUCUUCCUUUUCAGUUCCCAACAUCAUUAAGCAGCACACGAUUGAUCAUUUUGGAGUAAACAAAAUAUCAUUUUCAGGCUUUCAGCAAAUUGAGUUUUAAUUUAUGGACAAAUUACGUACAUUUUAGAUUCUAUCCAGUGUCUCUUAUGGCUGAACUGAGAAAGAAAAGUAAACUGGUGUAAAUAUAUUAAAAAAUGAGGGGGGAAAACUAACAAAAACAUAAUUUUCAAAACAUAGCCUUGCAUAUUUGAAAAGAGACCAUGCUUGAGAAGUUGCACUUGGUGUAAAGUUGUAUGGAUUUAGCCGUGGCCCUGAGAGGUCCCCCAUGGUUAUGAGCCAUCAGAGGUUUUUACAUGAUAAUUUAUGUCAAAACUGUUCCCCAACAGAUUGAGUGCAGGGUGUCAUGGAAAGAUGUUCCCAAUAGGGCAGGAGUUUUUUCUAUUGUUAAAGUGAUUGUACAUUUCCUGGUUUAAUAAUAGAUAGAAAACAAACAUAAUUUAAUAAAUGAGUGGUGAAAUUAAAUAUUGCUUAGAUUAUUAUUUCAAUCCAUUUUAGAACUGACAAAAGCCAGCAAUUUUAAACAUGUGAAAUAGAAUUAUAGAACUAUUAAUAAAAUUGUUAUGAAGAAACUGA
This is a messenger RNA of Oncorhynchus nerka (sockeye salmon), 3125 nucleotides long. Its product is annotated as aristaless-related homeobox protein-like. Bases 160 to 1548 code for a protein of 462 amino acids. The transcript has 5 exons. Gene Ontology annotation, molecular function: RNA polymerase II transcription regulatory region sequence-specific DNA binding; DNA-binding transcription factor activity, RNA polymerase II-specific. NCBI's taxonomy places the organism in Eukaryota, Metazoa, Chordata, Actinopteri, Salmoniformes, Salmonidae. The record is from RefSeq and is a predicted model, not a curated record. Gene Ontology annotation, biological process: regulation of transcription by RNA polymerase II.